UAACAUAUGCUGACUAGAUGAUCUUCAUCUAUGAUUCGAGAUGCCAAAACAAAGCAAAGCAACAGUCUUUAUUGCUUGUCAUUUCUAUUGCUCUUACAAUAUUGCACUAAAAAUGAAGGAACACCCUUUUACAAGUGACGUGCCAUUGCAUGCCACAUGGCAUAAUCUAGAGAUCAUUCCAAAGUGCCGGCGCUCUAAUGGCAUUCCCUUCUCUUCUUUGAUUUCCAAAUAAUAGCCCCCACAAAUGGGACCCACUUUUUAGAAAAUGUUGGCCAAGUCAAGUCAAGAACACAAGCUUUGACUCUCCCUAAAAAUAUUUUCUAUUUUCUUUUCCCUUCUCACUAUAAUUAUAUGUAUUUUCAUUCUCAAAAUUCCCAAAAUACCCUUUUCCACGGUCAAACUUUUCCUUCCCUCACCUUCUUAGAAAGACCUCCGCAAAGACCUUCAUUUUCAAGCCAUCUUCACCACAAUCCCACUUCACAAAAUUUUCCAAACAAUCCCCUCUUUAUUUACUCCAUAUAUCCUCCUCUUCAAACUUUCAUUUCCAUUACACUCAAAUCUUCAUCUCAUUGCGCUUUCUACAAAUGUCUUCCUCGGUAGCAAGCUUAGAACCCUCUUUAUCCUUCAACAAUAGUAGCUUCUCUUUUACUAACCUCAUGAACUCCUCCUCCUCCUUCACCGAUUUCUUCGCUAACACGACGAAUGAUGAUCAUGUGUUGGAGAGUGAUUACAACAUUAUUUCCAAGGAGAAGAAUACUAAUAUCACUAAUAAUGAUCAUAAUAGUAAUAGUAGUGGUAGUAAUUGGUCAGGAUUUGAUCAGUUGAUUGAAGUUCCUAAGUUUAAGUCUAUGGCUCCUUCUUCUCUUACCGUCGCCGACCCUUCUCCCCUUGCUUCUUCGUCUUCGUUUUUGAACACUCCUAAUGCUUUCAGCCCAUCCAUCUUCUUAGAUUCGCCUCUGCUUAAUAGUUUUCCAUCUCCAACUGUAGGAGCCUUUGGUGGUGAGAGUUUCAAUUGGACUCAACUUGGUGCAAAUAAAGAUGAAGGAAGAAGUAACAAUAAUUUCACUUUCCAUGCUUCAAACAAUUCAAUUGAAGGGUGGAAUUUGGAUGAGCCCAAGAAGCAAAAUGAGAUGAUUAACAAAGAUCAGAUUAAUUCGAAACCCGAGUUUAAUACUAAUAUUAAUAAUCAAAUUAUGAACACAACACAAUCAGAUGCUACUAGAGGUUACAAUGCUACACCAGUUCAGAUGAAUAGAGCACAGAAAAGAGCUGAAGAUGGAUAUUGUUGGAGGAAAUAUGGGCAGAAGCAAGUGAAGGGGAGCGAAAAUCCCCGGAGUUAUUACAAAUGUUCACACCCGACUUGUCCUACAAAGAAAAAAGUUGAACGAUCUCCGGAAGGCUAUGUGACUGAAAUUGUUUACAAGGGGAGUCACAACCAUCCGAAGCCUCAGCCUGGUAGAAGAUCAUCUGCGCAGAAUAACAGUAACAGUGGGUUUGAUGGUUCAGAGGGUUCUAAUGCAGCACUUAUUCAGGCACAGACUGAUAAUUAUUCGUCCUUUACACCUGAGACAUCCUCGGUGUCAGUGGAUGAAGACGAUGAGUUUGAUCAGACAUCUGCAAUGAGUAAAUCAGCCAGAGAUGAUGAUCAUGAACCUGAAUCCAAAAGAUGGAAAGGAGAGAAUGAAGGGGAGGUGAUGUCAGGGUAUGGUAACAGAACAGUUAAAGAGCCAAGAGUAAUUGUUCAGACAACCAGUGAGAUUGAUAUUCUCGACGAUGGUUAUAGAUGGAGAAAAUACGGGCAGAAAGUAGUGAAGGGCAACCCCAAUCCUAGGAGCUAUUACAAAUGCACCAGCUCAGGUUGCCCUGUAAGAAAGCACAUAGAGAGGGCAUCCCAUGACACAAGGGCUGUAAUCACAACUUACGAGGGAAAGCACAACCACGAUGUUCCAGCAGCUCGUGGUAGUGCCAGCUAUAACAAUGCCCCGAUGCCAGUCAGGCCAUCAGCCAUAGCCAGCCAACCUAACCAGAUAAUCGGCCUAAGGCCUCUUAACAACAACAUAUCAAGUGCCUCAAGACCAGAAGCUCACCAGUCACCUUUCUCUUUACAGAUGCUGCAAAACACUGGCAGCUUCGGGUUCUCAGGGUUUGGAAAUAAUUCAGAAGCCAAGGAAGAGCCAAUCGAUAACAUGUUUUUUGAAUCUUUUCUUCGUUGAAAAUCAGGAUUGAACUUCCAAGUGAAAUAUAGGGUUUAACAAUUAGGUUUAGAAUCAUGUAUUUCUUUGUUGUAAAAAAAUUAUACUACAAGCCUUUCAGACUCUAUAGAAGUCUCAGCUUCCACAGAAUAAUCAUAGUUAGGUGAUUUGUUUAUUUGUUGAAAGGCCCUUAAGCUUUAAACCUUCCCAGGCCAUCAAAAUAUUUAGGCAUGUAAUGUUUCCACCAAGUUGAAUAUCAAAGCUUCAGCAUUUACACUUCUGAA
Messenger RNA from Chenopodium quinoa (quinoa), 2476 nucleotides. Its product is annotated as probable WRKY transcription factor 33. Bases 585 to 2213 code for a protein of 542 amino acids. The transcript is spliced from 5 exons. The record is from RefSeq and is a predicted model, not a curated record. Lineage: Eukaryota; Viridiplantae; Streptophyta; Magnoliopsida; Caryophyllales; Amaranthaceae. Gene Ontology annotation, molecular function: DNA-binding transcription factor activity; sequence-specific DNA binding. Gene Ontology annotation, biological process: regulation of DNA-templated transcription.